Messenger RNA from Symbiodinium sp. CCMP2456, 1083 nucleotides. Lineage: Eukaryota; Dinophyceae; Suessiales; Symbiodiniaceae. The record is from the annotation of a GenBank genome assembly.
AUGCAGCAGGCCUUGGAAAUGCAAGCUGAAAGAAGGCACCAAUUCGUUCUGGAUCAUAUCUAUCGGGAGGCUAACGCACAUAUAGCUCAUCUGGAAUCCACAGCAGAUGCCAAUCACAGGCAGCAGAUCGACUUUGUGCGACAGUCAACAAUGGUCCUGGUAGGCCAACUCCACAGCGAGACGCGUGUCCUCGAACACAUUGCACAUUCAGAACAGGCCGCAGCACGAUCCUUGCAGAACCAGCUAGAACGCACUGAAAAGGAAUGUCAUGAUGAAAGGUCGUCGGCAACACAGCUUCGUGCACACCUCGAGUCGGCUGUACGAAUGCACGCCGCGGAAAACAGACAGCAUGAACACGCACGCACCGAGCUUCGAACAGCCUUUGACGAUAACAGAAACCAGCUUUUGGAGUACUUGGGUCAAGAGUUUGAAGAAAAGCUUCAAUGGGAAGAAAACGAAUGCAACUUCAGGCUAACCUCUGAGGAGCAGCAGUAUGACAGCUUGAUUGUCGAUCUGGAGGAUCGGAACGCGGAGCUUGUAGCUGAGGUCAACUCUCUAAGGGAGGUCCCGCCGUUUCUUCAGGGCGUAUUGGGAAGGACUCAGAGGUUCAACAUUGGUGAGCCUCAGGAUUCGCACGCCCCCGGUGUGGAGUUGUCAACUGCUGAGCUGAGUGAUUUGAAAGAACCGGCAAACAUCAGGGAGCCCAAGCAGGCCGCUGAGAUAUUAGCCGAGGCUCUGAAAUCAGCAAUCAAGAAGCCUGAAGACGACGACAAGCCCAAGGCUAAAGAAGCCGAAUCGGUCAAACUACCCGACUUCCCCAAUCCUGAGACCUAUAGAAGUUGGAAAAUCACAGUCAGGGAAGCUGUGAGGGCUGCAUCCGACAAGCCCGACGAAGCUUUCAAAUGGGUCCAAGAGGUCUACUCGAAAGAGGCUGACAUUGAGAAGCUCAGGGAAACAGGCAAAUUUCUCACGCUAGACACCAAAAUCCUUUCGUCGCUUUCUCGAGUUGCAAGAGGGGAUCUUGGACGCCAGAUCAUCAACUACAAGGAGUCGGUUUUGCUCAUGUUUGAGCACUACUUUUAG